Molecule: messenger RNA, 3111 nt
Organism: Prunus persica (peach)
Lineage: Eukaryota; Viridiplantae; Streptophyta; Magnoliopsida; Rosales; Rosaceae
Exons: 2
Coding region: 1-2970 (989 amino acids)
Source: RefSeq, a predicted model, not a curated record
AUGGAGAGGAGUGGUGAGAAAGCCCAAGAGGUGAUGGAUGCUUAUGGAAAUCUUCACAAGGAACAUGCUUCCGAUGAAUAUGGUAGGGCCAUGGCCUUUGGCCCCCAGUACAUGAGAUCUUGUCCUCUGAAUUCGAUCAGGCUUAUGGUACCACCUGAGAGUCGGACAACAUGGUUCACCACAGAUCACGUGAGUAGUGGACAUCUCAAAUUCAACCCCCAUGAAGAAGACCGAGUUAUUCAAAUUUCUCAAGCCAAGGGCCCAUGUUUUCUGGCCCAUUCUUUGAUGAAAGUAAACAAUGAGAUUGAUGGAGAUAAGCAGUGUCUUCCUAGAGAUGAAUUUUAUCCGAUUAUGCACAGGAUGCUUCGUAACCAAAUUUCGUGGGGAAGCAAUUUCAAAUUUUUCGGUCGGGCUAACUUUCGAUCCUUUGUACUGGAGUGGACGGAGUCUAUUUUGAGUGACUUUGGUGAUGUCCUUCGUCAAGCUGAUAUAUAUGGGGCUGUGGCCAUUUCUCGGUACUCCUAUGAUUUUUGCCCUAAUGUUUGGAGAGCAUUCUGCGAGUUAUGGGGGCCUUUAUCCAACACAUUUCAUCACGGGAACGGUGAAAUGGGCAUUUCCUUAUACGACCUAAAAGUUAUUGGCGGGUUACCAAUUUUGGGUCUCCCCUAUGAUGAAUUUAUCCCUUUAAACAGAGAAUUAUGCCGUGAAGACUUGUAUCCUUCAACCAUUGGUGAACUUUUAAAAAUCCAUGCUCAACUAUGUGUUUUCCAUAAGAAAGGGCAAGUUUUCCACGAUCAAUGGAUUGAGCAUUUCUUUCGAGGGGAAGCCAUAUAUGGUGCUGCGGGGAGUAAAAAUAACAUAGUUCCCAAACAUAAGGCCAAAGACCUCAAAUUUCCCUUGAACAUUUCACGUGAAGGACAAUUGGCUGCUUUUUUAGCCUUUUGGCUUAGCCAUUUUGUUUUGCCCCUUGAUAAUGCUAUAAGGCCAGAAUGUUUCUAUAUGGCAAGUUUGAUGGCGAGAGGGUUUAGAGUUUCACUUGCUCCAGCAGUGUUGGGACUUAUUUAUCAUGCCCUCGGUACAGUUGCUACUCAUCGUAGGGGUCCUGGUUUAGCAAAUGCAUAUCUUCCCAUUCAUUAUGUGAUUGGAUGGUUAGGGGAGCACUUUCCUGAUCUGAUCGACCGUCGGAGUGACAAUGAUUUUCCAGCACAUUACCCUCUUCUAGCGAGAUAUAGUCAGAUUGAAGCCAAAUAUGUCAGCUCUAAUCAAGCUAGAAUCAUCUUCAGGAGUGAGCUUAUGGUUUAUCGCCCCAGUGUCUUCCUUGCACAAGAAGAUUGCAUUCUUUUAGACACAGAGAGCCUUGCGGACGAUGCCUUUGAAUUCUUGGUUUGUAUGCGCUCUGCACUGCUUCCUGUAAGGUUAGGUGGCGAUCUUUGGUUGGAGCCUUACUACCCAAAUAGAUUUGCUCGCCAGUUUGGCUUUGAUCAAGGAGUUCCGGAGAACAAACUUUUAUUUAGUGUAUGUGAGAGGCAGCGAUGCGGGAUUGAGAAGUUGGCGAGAGCCCAAGCAGUCCUUCUGCGCAAAGAUACCACAGCGCGUUUCUAUAUUCCGCGCUCCACCCGCAUUGGGGAAUGCUCUUGGUGGUAUUGUAGAUGGUGGAUGACUGCAUGUGCACCUUAUAUGGGCUUUUCUGUGUCAAAAAUUUUCUCAGUGGUAGACAAGCAUGUCCCGAGGAGGGACCACGUCUUUGUGAUUGAUAAUUUGAAAAGUAUUUCGACCGGCAUGAGCAAAAGCGGCUUUAAUUCAUCUUCACUUCCUCGUGGUGCUUCUUCGAACAGAGGACACAAGAAGAGAAUUCACAAUGCUAAAGGGGAACAUUUCUCAGGGGUUAAUCACGUGAUGCACCAAUCCCAAAGGAUUAAUCGAGACUCACACCACAAACGGGCGCGACAUGCAGAUCACAAAAAGGUUGAGGAUGGAAGCUCUAGCCAUGUUCUUGACGAAGAGAGUUCUAAUCCGGUGCAGGGGGAAACGAGAUUUGACGACAUCCUUUUUCCUCGCGAAAUGGAGCCUAUUAACGUGGAUAAACCAGUCUUUGAAGUCAUUUCUUCAAGUGAAGAGGAAAAUAUUCAUCAUGAGAGUGCUAACUCCAGCAUGGGUGGUAGUGGGUCAAACUUCCUGGCUGAAGUGUCUGAAUUUCAACAAGUUCAGAAUAGCCCAGCUGAUGAUCAGUUUCCUGAAAGUGUUGGGCCUAUAGCAGUUGUGCGACCCCUCCAAAAUUUGGUAUCAGUCGAGAACUUUGUUCGUCAGAUUUUUGGGAAUGGGGUAAACCAGAAUAGGCGGGAGUUUAUCAGUAAAGAAAUUGAAGGUAUCUUUAGCAGACUUUACUCCUCAGAGACACCUGCUCAACUUCAUAUGCACCAUUCUGAGAUCAUCAAGGCCCUUCGACUUUUGGGGUCAACCGUUGACAUUCUUGAGUGUGGUGAAACUGCAUUUAAGCAGUUUACCCAGCUUGUGGAUUGGAUUUUUGAGCUUGCCAGGCGACAUUCCAAGAGCAGUGCCUAUAUUGAAGCCUUAGGAGAUGUGAAUAUUGAUGUGAUUCAUGAUUUGAUCCGCCAACACGAGGAAUGUUUAAACACCAAGCUGGCUCUUGAGGCAGAACUUACAGAAGUUGCUAAAGAGAUUGAAGGCUUGGAUGUCAGGGAAGUUACCAUCAGGGAAGCAGAAGAGAGAGUUCGCCAGAUGCGGGAAGAGCAUGAAGCUAAGAAAACUUCCCUUAAUAUGCAAAAGAUGAACUUGGAGAUUUCUUUGGAGCAUCAGAAUGAACAAGCAAUACAGCUUCAACAAUCCAGAAUUGAUGCUAAAGAAGAUCUACUUCCCCAGAUCAGGAGCACUCGACUGUCAAUGAAGGCUCAAGAGAGAGAGAUCCACCGCCUAAUCAAUGCCUUGUUUUCUUCUUGUAGCGAGCUCUAAGUGAUGAGCCUACUAUCAUUAUUUUUUUUUUUUUUAUUUAGCAUGAUUUUUCCCUUCAAUAAAUGUUCUUGUGGUAUGGUUUCCACCAAGAAUUUGUAGGUAGGCCUUUACUUCAGUAUUCUUUUGCUCUUGUAAUGUAGU